AUGACUUCGUCUUUUCCUUUCCUGUCUCGGCUUCUAUCGACUUUCAUCUCCUUCCAAAUCAUUAUUUUCCGUUUUCAUGUAAACAACACAUGGAAUACGUCAUCAAAUAUAUUUCCGAUCGUUUUUUCUCAACCGCUCAUCUAUCUAUCUAUCUAUCUAUCUAUCUAUCUAUCUAUCUAUCUAUCUAUCUAUCUAUCUAACUAUCUAUCUAUCUAUCUAUCUCAUUCUGCUCAAUAUCUAUCUAUCUAUCUAUCUAUCUAUCUAUCUAUCUAUCUAUCUAUCUAUCAGAUCAUCUAUAGCAAAAUCAAACAACCAAACAAUCUAUCUAUCUAUCUAUCUAUCUAUCUAUCUAUCUAUCUAUCUAUCUAUCUAUCUCCCCCCCUCACUCACUCACUCACUCACUCACUCACUCACUCACUCACUCACACUAUCUAUCUAUCUAUCUAUCUAUCUAUCUAUCUAUCUAUCUAUCUAUCUAUCUAUCUCCCCCACUCACUCACCACUCACUCACUCACUCACUCACUCACCACCUCCACACUAUCUAUCUAUCUAUCUAUCUAUCUAUCUAUCUAUCUAUCUAUCUAUCUAUCUAUCUAUCUAUCUAUCUAUUCAAGAAACAGUCGAUGUCACUGUCUUUCUAUUUCAGUCUGUUUACGUGAAUGUACAUUCUGGAAUUGUGCCAAAGAGUGA
This is a messenger RNA of Acanthosepion pharaonis, 690 nucleotides long. The record is from the annotation of a GenBank genome assembly. NCBI's taxonomy places the organism in Eukaryota, Metazoa, Mollusca, Cephalopoda, Sepiida, Sepiidae.